Messenger RNA from Setaria italica (foxtail millet), 342 nucleotides. Its product is annotated as ribosomal L1 domain-containing protein CG13096-like. The transcript has a single exon. Lineage: Eukaryota; Viridiplantae; Streptophyta; Magnoliopsida; Poales; Poaceae. The record is from RefSeq and is a predicted model, not a curated record. Bases 1 to 342 code for a protein of 113 amino acids.
AUGUCCACCCCGCCAGAUUCCCCGAUUGAUCCUUCAAGGUUGUGGCCUCGCAAGCUUGCUCAGGUUGUCUCAUAUAACGAGGAGGAGAAGGACUCUAUCGCAGUAUCAUCUGAUGGUGAGCAAGGGUCCUCGACCGACGAAUUCUACGGCAUUGAAAGUGGCGAAGACAUCAAUGAAGGUGUUGACAAUGACACCAACGGCGACAACGAUGACAGCGAUGAUGGCGAAGAUGAUGACAACGACGACGGUGAAGACGGUGACAGCGGACCAUCUAGCAAGCUCCGUUGUGUGGACGACUCGAGUGAGGAUGGUGGAGGUCCAAGUGAAGUCGACACUGCGUAA